Molecule: messenger RNA, 471 nt
Organism: Angiostrongylus costaricensis
Lineage: Eukaryota; Metazoa; Nematoda; Chromadorea; Rhabditida; Metastrongylidae
Source: the annotation of a GenBank genome assembly
AUGGUGACGAUCUGUACCUACAAUGCACGUACACUUGCAUCCGAGUCGUCGAUAAAAGACUUGCUCAUGCAAGCAAGAAGGAUAAGGUACGACGUCAUCGGCCCGGCCGAGACAAGAAGACGCCAGCCUUUCAACGCUGUCUAUGACACCGGAGAAGAACUGUUACUCGAAACAUGCGACAGUAGAGGAGUCGGCAGCAUCGGCGUUCUCGUCAACACGAGUUUGUCCAUGAACAUCGAUUCAUUCGAACAACUUAUAACCCGAAUCGGACCUUUACGAUUAAAAAGACGUGGGUUAAUUCCGGCUUUGACAAUCCUCGUCGGUUACGCGCCGACAUCAAACUAUGACGAAGAAGAAGUCGAACCGUUCUAUAUGGACUUGGAGAAGUUCUACAGAGAAGACCACACCUUCUCCAAGGUCUUCAUUCGAGAUUUCGACGCCAAAAUUAGACCAAAAAGAAUGCCACAUUGA